Aspergillus tanneri is the source of this 924-nucleotide messenger RNA. RefSeq lists its product as uncharacterized. NCBI's taxonomy places the organism in Eukaryota, Fungi, Ascomycota, Eurotiomycetes, Eurotiales, Aspergillaceae. The transcript is spliced from 6 exons. Bases 1 to 924 code for a protein of 307 amino acids. The record is from RefSeq and is a predicted model, not a curated record.
AUGCGUGUCUGGGGUUUGAAGUACUGGGCGAAACCACCAAUAUUCCAGAAACGUUCCAUUUUACCUGUCCGAAACCCACAAGAAGAUGCUAGCCUGCUACACCGAACUGACAAGAACGUGGCCACGCUUCUUGGGCGACCCCCUCGGCUUCCACAUCACUACUGCGAUGCGCCCUUACCGCUAGUCAUCGCGGAUGAUGACCCCGUGCAGGACCAGACAUCCAUUGAUACCAUAAUUCACAAGCUGGAUGGCGCGGGCUGGAACCGUGAAGGACGCUUUCACCCCGCAAUUAUGCUGCGCAUCCGACAUAUUUUCUCCACCCUGCGCGAACGGGUCCUCGAGCUAGGACUGGGAAAUCGUGAAACGCGUACCAUGAAUGCAAGCGAACAUGGGAUGCCAUUCCCUCGAGAUUGUCUAGGCCAAUUGAUCGUGCAGUUCGAGUACUUUUUAAGUAUCCUCACGGUGGUGAUCGACCUGACGCGACAAUGCUAUAUGUACGUGAUCAAGAAGUAUUUCUGCUGGGUUUACUUAAUAAACGGCAUCCCCUCCGCCGGAGUCCUCGUCACCGAACUACUCUGUCACAAACUCUCCAAUGCGCCUUUACCAUGCUCGACUCCGCGGUCAGAAAUCAUCCACACCCUUAGCUACCUGAUCUCUCGCAUGUUGGACGAUGCGCCGAACUAUCAGCCUACUCCUCUCCCUUCUUCUCCGUCAGGGGAUGUCGUCCCGGAAUUAAAAGUAAAGAACAAGCCCGAUCAAUCUGGACUCGAUAGCGCAGCGGCUGUCCCGAUCCUGUCCGAUCUCUUUAGUAUGGCGGGUGAGGGCUUCCUGAGUUGGCUGGAUGAUCUGGAUUUGGACACUGGCUCUGCGCCCAUUUCCUUGAAGACCGCAGCGUCAAGUGUCACCCGGUUGUGGUUGGUCUAA